Pogona vitticeps (central bearded dragon) is the source of this 2886-nucleotide messenger RNA. RefSeq names its product metabotropic glutamate receptor 6. Gene Ontology annotation, cellular component: membrane. The record is from RefSeq and is a predicted model, not a curated record. Gene Ontology annotation, molecular function: G protein-coupled receptor activity. Gene Ontology annotation, biological process: G protein-coupled receptor signaling pathway. Lineage: Eukaryota; Metazoa; Chordata; Lepidosauria; Squamata; Agamidae.
UGCCGGGCAGAGGCAGCGUCGCCGAGCCCCUGGGAUCCCGAAGGAAGGCGGGAGCGACGAGGGACCCCGGCGUCAGGCCUUAACCACCACCUGCGCCAUGGACCCAGAUGGCCUCCUGCUCCUCUCCUUCUGGACACUGUGGGCUUUGUGCUUUGGCCCAGGGUGGGUAUGUUGUCCUGCCCCCACCCAGCCACACUCCAUCAAGAUCGAGGGGGACAUCACUCUAGGAGGGCUGUUCCCUGUCCAUGCUCGUGGCCCUGCCGGAGUGCCCUGUGGGGAAGUGAAGAAGGAGAAGGGGAUCCACCGGAUGGAGGCCAUGCUGUACGCUCUGGAUCAGAUCAACAGUGAUCCGUACUUGCUCCCAAACAUGACUCUUGGGGCCCGCAUCCUGGACACCUGCUCGCGCGACACUUAUGCCUUGGAGCAGUCGCUCACAUUUGUCCAGGCGCUGAUCCAAAAGGACACAUCUGAUGUGCGCUGCUCCAACGGAGAGCCCCCCAUCAUCGCCAAGCCCGAGAGGGUCGUGGCUGUCAUUGGGGCCUCGGCCAGCUCUGUCUCCAUCAUGGUGGCCAAUGUGCUUCGCCUCUUUGCUAUCCCCCAGAUCAGCUAUGCCUCCACGGCACCCGAGCUCAGCGACAGCAACCGCUACGAUUACUUCUCCCGUGUGGUGCCUCCUGACUCUUACCAGGCCCAGACCAUGGUGGACAUUGUAAAAGCCCUAGGCUGGAACUAUGUCUCCACGCUGGCCUCUGAGGGCAACUAUGGUGAAAGCGGUGUUGAUGCCUUUGUCCAGAUCUCCCGUGAGGCUGGUGGAGUAUGUAUUGCCCAGUCCAUCAAGAUCCCACGAGAACCUAAACCGGGAGAGUUUGACAAACUGAUCAAGAGGCUGAUGGAGACCCCCAAUGCCCGGGGCAUCAUCAUCUUCGCCAAUGAGGAUGACAUCAAGCGAGUGUUGGAAGCUGCACGCAUUGCCAAUCUGACGGGGCAGUUCUUAUGGGUUGGUUCUGACAGCUGGGGCUCCAAGAUCACGCCGAUUCUGAGGAAUGAGGAGGUGGCUGAAGGAGCUGUUACAAUUUUACCCAAACGAGCCUCCAUUGAAGGUUUCGACCAAUAUUUCACCACACGCUCCUUGGAGAACAAUCGGCGCAACCUUUGGUUUGCUGAGUACUGGGAAGAAGACUUCAAAUGUAAACUGACCCGUCCCGGGAUGCAGCCUGAAGAGGGGAUACGGAAAUGCACCGGAGAGGAGCGGAUUGGGCGAGAUUCAACCUAUGAACAGGAAGGAAAGGUGCAGUUUGUCAUCGAUGCCGUCUAUGCCAUGGCCCAUGCCUUGCACAACAUGCACAUGGACCUCUGUCCAGGCCACACUGGAGUGUGUGACAAGAUGGACCCCAUUCAUGGACGUACCCUGCUGAACUACAUCCUUGCCGUCAAUUUCAACGGCAGUGCUGGAACCCCCGUGAUGUUCAAUGAGAAUGGGGAUGCACCCGGCCGCUAUGACAUUUUCCAGUAUCAGCUGACAAACACCUCAGCACCAGGGUAUAGGGCCAUUGGGCAGUGGACAGAAUACCUGCGCCUCAACAUUGAGGACAUGCAGUGGUCCGGUGGCCAGAAGGAGAUCCCCACAUCCGUCUGCAGCCUCCCCUGCAAUUCGGGCGAGAGGAAGAAAAUGGUGAAGGGGGUGCCUUGCUGCUGGCACUGUGAGCUGUGCGAUGGCUACCAGUUCCAACUAGAUGAGUUCAACUGUGAAAUGUGCCCCUUUGACAUGCGGCCCAACCCCAACCGCACAGCCUGCCGGCCCACACCCAUCGUCAAGCUUGAGUGGAGCUCCCCCUGGGCGGUGCUUCCCAUCUUCUUGGCCAUCAUGGGCAUUCUUGGCACCACCUUCAUUGUCAUCACCUUCAUCCGAUUCAACGACACGCCCAUUGUCCGCGCGUCUGGCCGCGAGCUGAGCUAUGUCCUACUCACCGGGAUCUUCCUCAUCUACUCCAUCACAUUCUUGAUGAUCGCUGAGCCUGGCGUUGGCGUCUGUGCGCUCCGGCGUCUCUUCUUGGGCUUGGGCAUGGCCAUCAGCUAUUCUGCCUUGUUAACCAAGACCAAUCGCAUCUACCGCAUCUUCGAGCAAGGCAAGAAGUCUGUGACUCCACCCAAAUUCAUCAGCCCCACCUCACAAUUGGUCAUCACCUUCAGCCUCAUCUCAGUGCAGAUUGUGGCCGUAAUCAUCUGGCUGGGGGUCCAGCCCCCGCACAGCAUCAUUGACUUUGAAGAGCAGCGCACGCCCAACCCUGAGUUUGCUCAGGGAGUGUUGAAGUGCGACAUGUCUGACCUGUCCAUCAUCUCUUGUCUCAGCUACAGCAUCAUCUUGAUGGUCACUUGCACGGUCUAUGCCAUCAAGGCCCGAGGCGUCCCCGAGAACUUCAAUGAGGCCAAGCCCAUUGGUUUCACCAUGUACACCACCUGCAUCGUCUGGCUGGCCUUUGUGCCCAUCUUCUUUGGCACAUCACAGUCAGCAGAGAAGAUCUACAUUCAGACAACAACACUGACCGUCUCCAUGAGUCUGAGCGCUUCCGUUUCCCUUGGGAUGCUCUACGUGCCCAAGGUCUACGUCAUCAUCUUCCAUCCAGAGCAGAACGUGCAGAAACGCAAGCGUAGCUUCAAGGCAGCAGCCACAGCCGUCAAUGCGUCCACGAGGCUCUCGCAGAAGGGCGCCCAGAAUGGCGAGAGCAAGGAUGAGAAGCCGGACAGCGUCCCUAAGGUGAUGUACAUCAGCUACACAGAACUGACAAUGGUGCCCACAUAACUGGAGAGGAAGCUAGCACAACUCUUUAGGGAUGGGCGGGUAUGAGGAGCUUUUUGGAAGGGUGAAGCCCAUACCAAGGGGCUAAG